CUAGUCGCCUCGAACCCACCGGUCACAUCAGACCUAUCUCCAAAGGAGAGGAAGAACGAUCGCUUCCUCCACGCACUACCCCUUGCCCUUGGACGUGCAAUGUCCGGCGUGCAUGUCCUAAUGAUGAAAGGGCUGCAUGGCUCCAUGCCCUAUGCUUUCAUCCUUGCGCUCGCGCAAUUCGAAUCACUCCAGACACUACAUUUAUCUUCUUGCAGGCUAAGCAACAUCGCACAUCUGCGGCGGAUCGUCGCCUCCUUCCCUAAACUCGAGGAGCUCGCAUUGUACGGCGAGGUACUCACAACACAGAGUUCUGGAAUCCAUGUGGGAGCCAGUGCGCUGUUCCAGCCCGAAUCUGACAUACGUCUUCGACGUCUUACGAUUGACGCAAGGGGCGACGCGAGGAAGUUCAAACCCAUCAUCGACUGGGUCGUGCACGCGAGGAUCUGUACUUCCCUCGUUGAACUGUCAAUCGGGUGGAUAGGCGAACCGACACGGAGCAUCGAGGCAGUUGAUAGGCUUCUCAGGGUAGCCAGUCCCUCCCUGACGCGGUACAGUGAGGUCGCCAACCUUUCCAACUGGCAUGGCAAUCUCAUACCAAACACGGUUUUGCGGUCCUUAGACUGCACGCUAACCAACAUUAAUCCACUGGGUCAGUCAUCCGACAACUGGCCCAAGAUGGUGGACAAGCUGCGCAGCAUCCUCUCGACAGUUCGAAGCCGCCAGCUCGAACACAUUGGACUGAGCUCCGGGGUAAUGCUCUACGACAGCGCGUACGGUGAGCUGGGCGUUGUUGUCGAGAAGCUGGACCUGCGACACCUGCAUGAGGUCAUGAGCAGGCCGUACUUCGAUGCGCUGAGGGAGAUCAAGAUGAAGACGUUGCUAUAUGAUUCGCACAAACGGAGCGCGGCGGACGUGGACGACAUCGGGCGAAAGAUCGAGGUCGUGUUUCGUACCCUGCUUCGGCCAUGGUCGGACCGCGGCAUAGUCGACGUAGUCUGGACGCAAUGAGACACAAUCUCAACGAUAAAGAUUGUUGAAUUCAAUGAUGAACCUGAACCUGAACUCACCUACAUUCCGCCACGGGCUCGCUCAUCUAUAUGUAUCCAUCA
Fomitopsis serialis is the source of this 1109-nucleotide messenger RNA. RefSeq lists its product as uncharacterized. Bases 100 to 1008 code for a protein of 302 amino acids. The transcript has 3 exons. The record is from RefSeq and is a predicted model, not a curated record. Lineage: Eukaryota; Fungi; Basidiomycota; Agaricomycetes; Polyporales; Fomitopsidaceae.